CUCCUGAAUAAUCUGGGAAGCUGUUCGCACUGCACAUCCCUCCGCUAAACCACCGGACCCCUGUGAGUGUCUGAGAGCUGGUCUACACAACCGGAGGCGUCUUUUUCUCCACAGCAUCCAGUCACAGAGCUUCACCGACGAGCAGACAUGAGCUUCUUUGGUUUCGGUCAAAGUGCGGACAUCGACAUAGUUCUGAAUGACGCCGAAACGAGAAAGAAAGCUGAGCAUAAAAGCGAAGACGGCAGGAAGGACAAGUAUUUUCUCUUCUACGACGGAGAAACGGUGUCGGGGAAAGUCAACGUCACGCUCAAAUACCCCGGAAAGAGGCUGGAGCACAACGGCAUCAAGAUUGAGUUCAUCGGACAGAUAGAGCUGUACUAUGACAGAGGAAACCACCACGAGUUUGUGUCUCUUGUGAAAGACUUGGCUCGGCCAGGGGAGCUCACACAGUCACAGACAUUUGACUUCGAGUUCACGCACGUGGAGAAACCCUACGAGUCUUACACUGGCCAGAACGUCAAAUUACGCUACUUCCUGAGGGCAACGGUAAGCCGGAGACUGAAUGACAUCAGCAAAGAGCUGGACAUCGUGGUUCACACACUCAGCACCUACCCUGAGCUCAACUCCUCCAUCAAGAUGGAAGUGGGCAUCGAGGACUGUCUCCACAUAGAGUUUGAGUACAAUAAAUCAAAGUAUCACCUAAAAGAUGUGAUUGUCGGGAAGAUUUACUUUCUGCUGGUGAGGAUUAAGAUCAGACAUAUGGAGAUCGACAUCAUCAAGCGGGAGACGACUGGCACAGGGCCCAACGUCUACCAUGAGAACGACACCAUAGCCAAGUAUGAAAUCAUGGAUGGUGCCCCAGUCAGAGGAGAGUCCAUCCCCAUCAGGCUGUUUCUUGCAGGCUAUGAGAUGACACCCACCAUGAGGGACAUUAACAAGAAGUUCUCCGUGCGCUACUACCUCAACCUGGUCCUGAUUGAUGAGGAGGAAAGACGCUAUUUCAAACAGCAGGAGAUCACUCUGUGGAGGAAAGGUGACAUAGUGAGGAAGAGUAUGUCUCACCAAGCAGCCAUCGCCUCCCAGCGCUUUGAAGGCUCCUCCAAUCCAGAGAGGUCCCAGAGCAAUGAAGAAGACAACAGCUAAAGCCCAGCAUGCACUUCUCCUUCAUGUAGUGAGUGUGUGAGUGGACACAGUGCAGAAAGUGUCAGCAGCGUCUGAAUGUGAAUAUCGUUUGUUUGCAUCAAGAUAGAAUGCACUGCAGUGUUUUUCCGAGUGUGUGUGUGUGUGUGUGUGUGUGUGUGUGUGUGUGUGUGUGUGUGUGUGUGUGUGUGUGUGUGUGUGUGUGUGUGUGAGAGAGUGUGCAUGAGUGAGUGAGAGGCUUUGAAAUAUGACAGUGUGUGUUUGUCAAGGGAACAAACAGUCAGACCAGGCUAAGAAUGUAGUUACAAAUAAUUCUGAGUGUUUGUUUUAACCACCUUGAGGUACCAGCAGGGUGGAGUUUACCACAUUAAGAUUGAUUAGACAGUAUCAGCUAAUUUCUCUGUCACUAAAAAGUGCACAAAAUUAAAAGGACUUUUAAAUGCUUAACUUAAUAAUUUUUUUUUGCUGUUUAUCAUACAGCUAUAUAGUGGGGCAAACUCCACCUGUUAGAUGCACUUAAAUAUCAUUUGCAAAUACUGUUUGGCCUUUACCUUGAAUUCACAGGUGUGUAUGAAUGUACAGAUUGUGGCAGAGAGCCACCUCGGCUGUUUUUCUAACAUGGCUCUUUCCCCUGAACUGCUUUCCUGGCUGGAUGAUUGCGCUGAUCAGAAACUGUAGUUCUACUUCAGGUUUAUAAAAAGGUGGUAAAAAUAGAUCUUACAGUUCAUUUCUGCACGUCUCCUCACGAGAAUGUGACAUUGUGACAUCGGUUCAUUGAAGAUUUUAUUUUUUUUUGCUGCCAUGCUCUUCUUAUUUGAAUUAGGUUUAAAUUUAAAGGCUUGAUGUUGGUUGUACAUCUAAACGCUCUAAAUCAAAUACAUUUACAUGUAAAUAUUUUCAUACAUUCCACGGCUCUCAUCAGGAAUAGACAUGAUUGCAGAGGAUUUAUUUUUGAACCAAAUUCCAUGUUUAACCAGCAUUCAGUAUGUUUGAUGCAUCAUUUGGUCGUGGGUCAGUUGUCAGGUGUUGCCACUGCUGCUUCCAACAAACGUGGUACUUGUGACUGGAGUUCUCUUCCGUCCCUGUUACAGUCUCUGAUCAUUUGAAGCCCUGCUUUCUUAUUUGCACUAUAAUCUCAUUAUGGUUUUUUUUUUUCCUGCUCUCAGUUCUGGGUAUGAACUCACUCGACUCACGACAGGCUUCAAAAGCAGAGUCCAUGUCAGACUCCACUAUCCCUGGGUAUGACUUCAGAUCUGAAACAGACAGUGUUAAACCUCCGUCUGGUGACAAAGCGUGAUUCCUCCCUGUCAGUAGUCUGUCGGCUGCUGGGGACUGACUGUCGGUCGGUUAGUUAGCUUUGUGCCUAAGGGUUUAUUGCCAAAACAUUUCAGUGCAAUACUAGAGAACAGUUGCCACAGUGUAGUGCUACACCCUUUCUUCCCAUGAAGACUGUGCUCGUCAGUUUAUCCACCACCGUUUUUUCUAUUUAAAAUACUUUGAGUAUAAAGGUUGUUUCGAAUAAUCUUAAUGUGAAAAAGUGAAUGUAUGAGUAAGGCUACUCAGUCAUAUUGAACAAUUAAAAUUGUGAAACAGAAGAAUCCCACACUCAGUAUAUUUUCUGAACAAGCACUAUCAGGUUUUUUUCUAGCUUCUGGUCAGGCAGAGUAGAUAAUGGAGUUCCUGUGCGAUUACUUCUUUUUAUUUUGUUUCCUUUUACAAAACAGAUUUUUUUUUUCCCUUCCGUACUGAGAAAAGCAGACUAGUGAGUACGAAGUGUGAAGCACAGAAACUGAGCCCCAGCAGUCAGCUUGCUGUCCUUACAUUGCCCUAUGCUGCAGCCUUCUGCUUGACAAGCUUACGCUGUGCAACUUUGCAAAAAUCUAUCACUGUGUAUCAUUAAAGAUUUAGACAUUUUUAUAUUUCAGACUUUUCUUAGCAGUAAGGGUACAUUUUUUAGUGUGCUGUCGUUGUGCUAAAGCAACACGUCCGCUGUCACCAGACUACUGUUCAGGUAACUGCUAAAAUAUGGAGAACACCAGCCAAAGGUGUGUUGAACUGAGCCAACAGGACAUUGUUAUUUACACUCAUGUAUCUUGACUGAAGAAGGUACGGGUGGUUCCUUCUUCUGAGAUUUUCCUUUGGCAUGUUACUCAUGUGGGUAGAAAUCACUGCCUUUUACUCUACAGUCUCUAGUAAAACUUCAUUUUGUUAAGGGACUGUAUUUAAAUGAUUGAGGUGGGGAAGGGGGGCUCAACCUUAAGUUUAAUAACCCCAGCAUCAUUACAUUUUCUUUAAAAUAUUAAUAAGCCAUUUAAAUUGCUACACCCUUUGUCAACUCAACCCUGAUUUCAUACUGUACUAUUAAUAUGAUAAUAGUACAAUCAUUUCUACAUGUUAUUAAUAACACAACAAAUACUGCUUUCUGUUGACAGGGAAAUCCAUCUGCUCUCUAUUUUGAACCAAGAGUUACUUACUGAAGAGUCAUUAUCACUUCCACUGAAUUAAGGAACAGGAAGCUGAGGGGCCUCCUCUAGGACAGGGUGGGUUGUGCUGAACGUGCAGUAUGAUACCCCCCCCCCCCCCCCCUUCUCUGACUCCACCUCCCAGCUUACUAAUUUCCAUAGAGUCUCUAAACUGCAUAGCAUGUAUUCUCCAUUAUUUCGGUGUACUUUAUUUUGGCAGUUACCUCCACUGAUACAACAGUUCAGUGAAAUCUGUUAAACACAAUUACCAAGAAACCCAAAGCAACUUUGGAAUUCUAUACAGUACAUGUUUUUGUUUGUUUGUUUGUUUUAUGUGGAUGUUAUUUUACUUUUUGCCAGUACUGGUACAAACAUUCAGUAGCUAAACUAACCCAGUCUGUAAUAGAGACUAAACUGAGAUUAAAGAGAAAAGAAUGAUGAAAUGUACAGUAUACUAUAAAUGCACAAUGUAAAUGCAACCUCCUUUUUUGUUUUUAUGUUCUUGUCAUAUUUUAUCUUCCUGUCUAUAAAUGUUUAUUUGAAUCAUUUUAUAUUCCUGUUUUACUUUGCAUUAAAAGGGAGUACCUGAACAACA
Molecule: messenger RNA, 4197 nt
Organism: Toxotes jaculatrix (banded archerfish)
Lineage: Eukaryota; Metazoa; Chordata; Actinopteri; Toxotidae
Gene: vps26bl
Product: vacuolar protein sorting 26 homolog B, like
Exons: 6
Coding region: 148-1143 (331 amino acids)
Biological process (GO): intracellular protein transport; retrograde transport, endosome to Golgi
Cellular component (GO): retromer complex; endosome
Source: RefSeq, a predicted model, not a curated record